Molecule: messenger RNA, 1860 nt
Organism: Purpureocillium takamizusanense
Lineage: Eukaryota; Fungi; Ascomycota; Sordariomycetes; Hypocreales; Ophiocordycipitaceae
Gene: SRP68
Product: signal recognition particle subunit srp68
Exons: 3
Coding region: 1-1860 (619 amino acids)
Biological process (GO): SRP-dependent cotranslational protein targeting to membrane
Cellular component (GO): signal recognition particle, endoplasmic reticulum targeting
Molecular function (GO): 7S RNA binding; endoplasmic reticulum signal sequence receptor activity; signal recognition particle binding
Source: RefSeq, a predicted model, not a curated record
AUGGACAUCACCAGCUUCAUCGUCCAAGGCCGCGACCAGGCUCUCCUCUACGGCGACUACUCCACCUACCACUCCCAGCUGGCCAAGCGCCUCCUCAACACCCGCAAGAAGCUGGGCAUUGCGACCAGAAACCGCGGCAAGUUCCACAACAAGGACAAGGUCACUGCAGAGGAUGUCGCCGCCAGUCAUGAACACGUUCACCUGUUGCUUCUGACGAGCGAGCGAGCUUUUGCUCAGGCUAUGAGCAUCAAGGCCGCGCACACCGCCGAUCAAAAGGGCCUCUCCAGCCGCACGCGCUCCCACAUCGUCUCGCGACUCGACAAGGCAGCCCGCGCCGCCCAGGACCUCGUCGAUGCCCUCUCCCAAAAGUCUGUGUCUGGUGCGUCGGACAACGAUGUCCUCGAGGCCAAGGCGUACGCCGCCCUCAUCCGAGGCGCAAUGCUGUUCGAAAAGCACACCUGGGAGCCCUGCCUCCAAAGCUACGCCGUCGCCCGCGUUGUCUACAGCGCCCUGGCGAUGACCGGCAGCGGCGACCUAUUCAAAGACCUGCUCUCCGAGACCAUUGACCCCUCUAUCCGAUAUGCCGCCUACCAACUCAAGACCCCCCGAACCGUUCCCAUUCCCGCGAUUGCGCGCAAGGCUUUCCCUCGGUCGGAUGCAGAGCUGGUCCGUGAGGUGGACAAAAUCGACCCGUCCAUCCUGGCUGAUGCCGAUGCGGCGGCCAAGACUGGCAUUACCGCGGAGAGCGCCCCGAGGACCCUGACGUGGCGAUCCAGGGAAGUGCAGAUCGAGGACGCCCAAAUAUCGCUGGCCUGGGCGUCCGUCGAGGCUGCCAAGUCACGUUUGGCUGCGGCCGUCGAGGUAUCCAAGGACAAGGAGCCCCACGAGGUGGCUGCCGUGUACGACGAAAUCUUGACGGCGACCCAAGACGCCGUGGAUGCGACCAAGCAGGCCAUUGACGAACUCAGGGCCGAGGGCGUCGCCCAGAGCGACCCCCGCAUGCAGGGAUUGCAGAUCACCCGCACCGCCGUCAACUACGAGAUGAUCAGCUGGAGAAUCGGCCGAAACCGCGUAUUGACCGGUCCUCAGGAUGGUGCGCCCGAAGUCUACGGCUCGCUGCGGCGGAAGAAGAAGUCCCAGGCUGCCGAGGACGCGGGCAGCAAGGAGAGGGAGUUACCUACGCGCAAGAAGCUGGUGAAGCUCAAAGAAAAGCUGGCACUUUACGACGGCACCCUCCAAAACCUCGAGUCCAUUAACGAACUUCCCGGUGUAGCGGCCGAUGAGGGACUCGCGUCAAGGCUUGACGCGGUUGCAAACUAUUUUGAGUCGCUCAAAUGUCUGUCGAUUGCGCGCUCGCACGCCAUCGUCGGAAACGUCGCCAACGCCCUGGCCCUGAUCAGCCGAGCCGCAGAGCUGUGCCAGGAGUCAGCGUCGAAGCUGCCCAAGAGAUCAGACACGACUGGCUCGUCGGCCCUGAACGUCGAAGUUACGUCGGAGUCAGUGGCGACCCUUGCGAGUCUGCUCGACGGCGAGCUGCAGCGACAUCGUGCCAUUGUUCACAUCGACAACCUCCGCAAGGGCGAAGGCAACGAGGCGGGCCGGCGCUCCAGGAUCCCGCUUCUCGAGCGGCUGCAGGAGUACCCCCCUAAUGGUGUGGACCUGUCCAAUAUUGUCGAGUUCCCGCCCAAGCUGGCGCUCAUCCCCAUGAAGCCCAUCUUCCUCGACGUCGCCUGGAACUACAUUGACUACCCCGGCAAGACCAGUGCCGCCACAGCAACGCCGGCAGCGGCUCCCGGGCCGGCGAAGGAACAGCCCGCGCCGCAAGCGAAGAGAGGAUGGUUCGGCUUCGGGAGGUCAUAG